AGCCCCCUGAGGCCAGGAAAGAAGAGGCGGCAGGGAGGAGCAAAGCCGGAGACACAGACACACACAGACAGACACACACAGACAGACAGACACACACACAGACAGACACACACACAGACAGACAGACACACACACAGACAGACAGACACACACACAGACAGACACACACACAGACAGACACACACACAGACACACACAGACAGACACAGACACACAUACAGACACACACACAGACAGACACACACACACACAGACAGACACAGACACACACAGACAGACAGACACACACAGACAUCCAGGACCCGGCUCCACGCACACAGCCCAGACGGGCCUCAGAGCCGGCUCCAGUCCCGGGGCUAGGACUCACCCCUAAACCCCGCCUGCAGCUCCAGCCCGGGUCCCGAAACCCGGCUCCAUCCUCGGCUUAAGCCCCCGGACUCCAGCCCCAGAGCGGGCAGAGCUCCGGCCUCAGUCCUAGCCCCAGACCCUAACUACAGCCUAAACCCUGCUCCAGAGCAGGUCCCACCCCCCAGGGCACGUUCCUGGUCCCAGGCCAUCAUCUGUCUCAGCCCAUGUCCUGACCCCAGCCCCGCUGUGAUGCCCAGCAGGUGAAACCAUGGCAGACGUGAAAGUCAAACAAGAAACUUCAGAUCCCGCGGCGAUGGAGAGCAGGAUCCUGGAAUUAUGCCAGCAGUUCCCGCAGGGAAUCACAGACCAGGUCAUUCAGAACGACAUGCCACAGGUGGAGCCACAGAAGAGAGCGUUGGUCAUCAACAGGCUGCUCUCCACAGGUCAGCUGGAUCUGCUGAGAGGUACGGCUGGUCUCCUCUACCGCAUAAAGGAUGUCCAGACGGCAAGCAAAAUGAAGGGAUCUGACAACCAGGAGAAGUUGGUUUAUCAAAUAAUUGAAGACGCUGGAAAUAAAGGUAUAUGGAGCAGAGAUAUUCGGUACAAGAGUAACCUCCCUUUGACGGAGAUCAACAAAAUUUUGAAGAACAUGGAAAGCAAAAAGCUAAUUAAAGCUGUGAAGUCUGUGGCUGCAUCAAAGAAAAAGGUGUACAUGUUGUAUAACCUGCAGCCAGACCGGUCUGUGACUGGUGGAGCCUGGUACAGUGAUCAAGACUUUGAGUCGGAGUUUGUGGAAGUGUUGAACCAACAGUGCUUCAAGUUCUUGCAAAAUAAGGCUGAUGUGGCACGGGAGAGUAAACAAAGUCCAAUGGUUCAAAGGAACAGUUCGUAUGCAUCAUCUCAUGAAGUGUGGAAAUACAUCUGUGAACUGGGGAUCAGCAAGGUGGAACUGUCAAUGGAAGAUAUAGAAACUAUUCUGAAUACGUUAAUAUAUGACGGGAAGGUAGAGAUUACUAUUAUAGCCGCAAAGGAAGGCACUGUUGGUAGUGUGGAAGGGCAAAUGAAGCUGUAUAGAGCAGUCAAUCCCAUCAUCCAGCCCACAGGCCUGAUGAGGACACCCUGUGGGAUGUGCCCGGUAUUUGAUGAUUGCCAUGAAGGCGGCGACAUUUCUCCAGCGACGUGUCUGUAUAUGACGGAGUGGCUGGAGUUUUAACUAAAAUUGCGUUGGCAGAAGGAACAUUAAAGCUUGGAUGGUGGUUGCAGUGUCUGAAAGGAUUUGUAUCAAGUCCAUGGCAUCGACAGCCUAUUCAGCCCAAUUCCAUGCAUUGAGCCUCUUUCCGACCUGGUCUGACAAACUGCUCCAUUGCUUAUCUGGCUUCCCAUUGUACUUACUGGAACCGAGACACAGUUCCACAGUGGACAGAUGUGAGAAGAUGCCAGACAUGAAGCACAUUGAAGAGAAGAUCCUGUUUUUUUAUUUUUAAAUCUACAUUUCUUUCUUAUCCAAACAGAUCGCAAUUCAACCAUUUAACUGUAAAAAAUACUCGCCAUGAAAAUCGAAUAAAAAUUUACUAUUUUGAAAUAUGUAUUUUGAUGGUUCACAGGAACAUUCUCAGUCAAAGUGACACUAGCUCAGUAUGGAGACCUUACAAGAGGUUAUUUUUAAGUGUUUCAUGGUGUUGAGAGGAGGGUGAAAUUCUAGUCAUUUGGAUCAAGAUAACUGGAGGCCCGGUGAUUUUAUACUUUAGAUUUAACUUUAGAGUCAUCAUGAAUCCUUCCUGCUCCUGCAUUGUUUAAUUUCAUACAAAUCAACGUUGGAUGUGCGAUGAGCAGGCCCGGGGCACCACCGCUGGUCCACGCUGCCUGCCCGAACACCACGAGGCCGAGACCCGCGACACGAUUGCCGCCACGAGGAACAGCACCAACACUCACCGCCUUCCAAGCACGGACAACCGACGCUGAUGCCAUCGUCGACCCUCACCUCUCCAGGGCCACAACCGCCGACCUUCACCACCUCCCUGGGGCCGCCGUCGCUGACCUUCACUGCCUCCACGGCGCCGUUGCCAUCGACCACCGCCUCCCUGGGACCACAACCGGCAACUCCCACCGCCUCCGCGAGACCGCCGCAUUCACCGCCUCCCCAAUGCCAUCGCUGCAACCGACUUUCACCACCUUCCCGGCCAUCUGCUGACCGGGACGACCGACGCAUCGUCUGCUGACUCCGGCUAGUCCCCAGCCGGCCUUUACCAGCGGCUCUGCCGACCCUCGCCUUUCCACCGCCCACCAGUGGGCCGCAGCCGUCGUCUUUCUUGAGUCCCAGGCUGAGCACCGGGCCCACCGUCUCUACAUUGCAGACUCCAACAGCACAUGGUCUGACUCUGCUGGGUCCUAUUGCUGCCCCCCCUCCGACAGGGUACAUCAGUGGGGGUUCCACUGGUUCUUCCCUUUCCACUUUUAGCCAGGCGGUUCUAACUACUCCCCACGCAUACAUAGUCCUCUUCCCUUAACACCCACCAUCCCUCAACCAGGCAUCGUCUCGGCCUCCUUCUACUCACCUGCCUUCCUCCGACCCCAACCCCCAACCUUUCUGUGUGUUCACCAUUCCCCCUGACCUCCCCCUUUCUGAUAUGGAAAGGUUUGUCCUUAGCAGAGGCUUCACCUUUGUUCCCCUCCGCCCUCACCUCAACGAGUUCCGGGUCCUCCACGAUGUAGUGCUCUUCUGCCUUCGCCUCCACCUCUGGGCCUUUUUCUAUGGGAAGGUGUCCUCACCACCCAGUGACGACCCCUUCUCCCGUCUCCAACGGACCCCCACCUCUUGGACUCCCCCGGAUGGCCCUCUACCUUCUUUAGACCUUUUCAUUUCCAACUGCCGGCAGAACAUCAACCGCCUCAACUUUUCCACUCCCCUUACUUACUCAGCCCCGCACAGCCCGAUUUUAUCUUCUCCCCAAAAUACACAAACAGAACUCCUGGCAGACCCAUUGUUUCUGCUUGUUCAUGUCCCAUCAAAUUAAUUUCCACAUACCUCGACUCCAUCCUGGUCCAAUCCCUCCCUACCUGUGUUCAAGACACCUCACACGCCCUUUGUCUCUUCAAUGACUUCCUUUUUCCAGGCCCCCACGACCUCAUCUUUACUGCGGAUGUCCACAACUCUGCACCUCUAUCCCCCACCAGGAAGGUCUUAAAGCCCUCCAUUUCUUCUUCGACUGCAGAACCAGCCAAUUUCCGCCCACCAAAACUCUCCUCCGCCUAGCAGAGAUGGUCCUUGUCCUCAACAACUUCUCCUUUGACUUCUCCCCCUUCCCCCAAAUCCAAGGCAUAGCUAUGGGCACUCGCAUGGGCCCUAGCUAUGCUUGCCUCUUUGUAGGGUACGUCAAACAAUCACUGUUCCAGGCGUACACUGGCCCCAUCCCCGAACUCUACCUCCGCCACAUUGACGACUGCAUUGGUGCUACCUCCUGCACCCAUGCAGAACUCACUGACUUCAUCAACUUCACCACCAAGUUCCAACCUGCACUCAAAUUCAAUUGGACCAUCUCCGACAUCUCCCUACUGUUUCUGGAUCUCACCGUCUCCAUCACAGGAAACAGACAAUUGACCGACAUCUACUACAAACCUACUGCCUCCAAUAGCUAUCUAGACUACACUUCUUCCCACCCUGCUUCCUGUAAAGACUCUAUACCCUACUCCCAAUUCCUCCGUCUACGCCGUAUCUGUGCCCAGGAUUAGGAUUUCCAUACCAAGGCAUCGGAGAUGUCCUCAUUCUUUAUGAAACGGGGGUUCCCCUCUUCCAUUAUAGAUGAGGCUCUCCUUGAUAUCCCGUAGCUCCGCUCUUGCUCCCUCUCCCCCAUUUCGUAACAAGGAGUCCCCCUUGUCCUUGCCUUCCACUCCAUCAGCCGUCGCAUACAGCAUAUAAUCCUCCAACAUUAUUGCCACCUCCAACGGGAUCCCACUUGCUUUCUCUCUCUAUCCCCUCCCACUUCCCAGUUCUCCGACCUGUCUUACUGUCCGACUACAUUCUAAAUUUGUCCCGCCCACUCCCCUAAUCUGAAGAAGGGUCGAGACGUCAUCUACUCCUCUCCAGAGAUGCUGCCUGUCCCGCUGAAUUACUCCAGCAUUUUGUGACUACCUUCAAUUUAAACCUGCAUCUGCAGUUCUUUCUUACACAUAUAUAAUCUAGUCUUUUAUUGUAUGUGGUGCCAGAUCACGUGUUGGAUUUGUAGAGGAUCGAUGUUGACACAGGAUGGACUAAAUAACUUUUUUAAAUGA
Amblyraja radiata (thorny skate) is the source of this 4617-nucleotide messenger RNA. RefSeq names its product polymerase (RNA) III (DNA directed) polypeptide F (gene polr3f). NCBI's taxonomy places the organism in Eukaryota, Metazoa, Chordata, Chondrichthyes, Rajiformes, Rajidae. Bases 617 to 1561 code for a protein of 314 amino acids. The record is from RefSeq and is a predicted model, not a curated record. Gene Ontology annotation, biological process: transcription by RNA polymerase III. The transcript has 9 exons. Gene Ontology annotation, cellular component: RNA polymerase III complex.